GCCUAGCUAUCUUCACGUUGAUGACGUUAUAUUUGUUUUGACAAAUUAUAGGUUAUAAUGUCAUCAGCGACAGUACCAUUGCUAGACGAUACGAUACCCUUCGGCGAUGAAGAGCUCCAUAGCAGUGCUUCAGGAAAACUAACCCAUCCCUACGUUACAUUUUUCCAUUUAUUCUUUCGACUGUCUUCGGUAGUGGUGUAUAUAUUAUGCGGGUGGUUCAGCGAAAGUUUCAUCACCAGCUUCGUAGUACUAAUUUUAUUAUUAUCUAUGGACUUCUGGACGGUGAAAAACAUCACGGGACGGUUAAUGGUCGGGUUGAGAUGGUGGAAUUAUGUGGACGACGAGGGGAAGUCGCACUGGGUGUACGAAGCGAGAAAGGGUCCGUCACAGAACCGGGUGAACGAGCGCGAAUCUAGAAUAUUUUGGAUCGCCUUAAUACUGAUACCGCUGCUGUGGUGCGUCUUCUUUCUCAUUGCACUGUUUCGGCUAAACCUCAAGUGGUUGUUGCUGGUUACAAUUGCGCUAAUUUUGAACGGUGCAAAUUUGCACGGGUAUAUCAAGUGUAAGGUGGGAGGUUCUGAAAGUCUGAGUACCGUUACUUCGAAUUUCUUCCGUCAGCAAGUCUUACAAAAUGCAAUAGCGAUGGUGACGAGGCAAGCAACAGUACCAACUACAAAUCCGAUGGGAUCUACAGUGAAUACAAUUUAAUGAAAUUGAUUUUUUUUAACUUCCUCUUGCUUGUGAUCUUAAUUUAAUUCGUUUAAGUUAACAUUAAGUUUAUAUUUUUAUGUUCAAAAUAUAUAGUGUCUUUUGUUA
This is a messenger RNA of Photinus pyralis (common eastern firefly), 816 nucleotides long. RefSeq lists its product as uncharacterized. Gene Ontology annotation, biological process: protein secretion; vesicle-mediated transport. Bases 58 to 708 code for a protein of 216 amino acids. The record is from RefSeq and is a predicted model, not a curated record. Gene Ontology annotation, cellular component: Golgi membrane. The transcript has 5 exons. NCBI's taxonomy places the organism in Eukaryota, Metazoa, Arthropoda, Insecta, Coleoptera, Lampyridae.